AUGUCUGCAAUGGACAUCAAGACGCGCUUCGAGGCGCUUUCACAAUCGGCAUUCCUCGACGUCCAUCUGCCCAAAUCCUCAGACCUUGACGCCGGAGCGCUCAUUCGCGAUGGAUCCCCUGACGAGGUCUCGCGAGCACCUGCACGACGAAACCUCUUCUUCGAUGAACAAGCAAGCCUGCUCGUGGUGCUCAAGACCUCGGCCAGCGAAUACGAAGUACGCGACAUUCUCCCGGAUAUCGAAUUGGUCCUAGGCGCUCAUGCUACGGAUGCUGUACCUCAAGGCAGUGGAAAUGCUGCUUCAGCCCAAGGGAAACAUGACCUGGGCUCGAAGUCAUUCCCUGGAAGCAGUUGCACGGAUCUCGUGGCCACCGAAGGCAGAACCUACGUAACAUGGAAACCGACACUUCAUCUCUCUCGGCCUAGAGCCCGGCUCCAGCGUCCAGCGAUCUACUUUACGGCCAAUGUCACCACCAGCAGUGGAGGGAAGGGGACGAAUUCAGUUGGCCAGAAGGAAUACCUCAAAAGCUUCGAACCGCUCCCUUCCAAUGUGCUGGAACCUCUUCAAUUCGACCCGGCCCUGCAUGGGCCCAAAGUAUCACUGGCUGAAUCAAGGAUCACAAAAGUUGCGCCCAAAGCAACGCAUCUGAAAGAUGCUGUCAAACCCAUUAGAGGCGCUUCCAAGCGAGCCUUUCCUGCAGUUCCGGCACUUUUCAGCAAGAUCAGAUAUUCUGCUUUGCCGGACGCUAUGAUUGCCAGCCUUCACCUAGAAACUUCUCAUAUCAUUGCCGGAACAGUUACCAUCACCGCGGUAGACCUUGACGUGCCUCACACCAAGAUCGAACAUUUGACGAACGUUGCCUUACCUCUCGACACCCGCGGCGGGGACGAAACGAUAAUAUUGUACAAACUUGCCGCGUUAGAGAGCGAGAAGCCAUCAGCAGCUCCUGCAGCAACUCUAGUUUCCAUUGCAAUAUCCGCAGAGGCCACUCUCGAUCAGGGAUCUAACAUCAAGUUCAGCAUCAACUGGCAGGCACAAGUGGACCUCUCACAAACACUGCCAAAGCCGGUGUAUCGUUGGUCUCGGCCUCUCAGCACUAUGUCUGGACAUCAUCGAGGGCUCUCAACGCAGUCAAAUCCCAGUGUAGCAACGAUGGAUACGUUUCCGAAGGCGAGCGAGGGAGGGGCAUCUGGGAUUACAUUCAGCUUCUCGGCUGCAGCAACCACACACAGAAACGAGGAGCUGAAGUUGAAUGUGCAUUGUAACAACCGCUCCGGUCGAACACGCAGAUUCGGACUGAUGAUGCUUCGGCCUCGGAAAUCUCGAACAGCGACCAUGUCUCAAGCAACUACCAUCGAUGCCGAUUUGAUAGCCAACAUCUUCAAUGCACCGCUUUUGGAGAGAACGAAGCCACCCGAUGUCCACGACCUCAACGCCGAUGUUCGAAUUGGUCCCUUACCCACCGGCGCUUGCUUCGAGGCCCAUUUGAGGUUUCGGGUCCUGAAGACAGGAGUACUGGACCUGGGUGUUCUGAGGAUUCUGGAUCUGGACACCCGGCAAACGGUCGAUGUGAGGGAGCUGCCCGAUGUCGUUGCUUUGGAAGCAUCGGAUGAGGAAGUGUAA
Molecule: messenger RNA, 1623 nt
Organism: Zasmidium cellare ATCC 36951
Lineage: Eukaryota; Fungi; Ascomycota; Dothideomycetes; Mycosphaerellales; Mycosphaerellaceae
Exons: 2
Coding region: 1-1623 (540 amino acids)
Biological process (GO): intra-Golgi vesicle-mediated transport
Cellular component (GO): trans-Golgi network; TRAPPII protein complex
Source: RefSeq, a predicted model, not a curated record